Molecule: messenger RNA, 2354 nt
Organism: Sabethes cyaneus
Lineage: Eukaryota; Metazoa; Arthropoda; Insecta; Diptera; Culicidae
Gene: alphaSnap
Product: alpha-soluble NSF attachment protein
Exons: 5
Coding region: 136-1017 (293 amino acids)
Biological process (GO): intracellular protein transport; SNARE complex disassembly
Cellular component (GO): vacuolar membrane; SNARE complex
Molecular function (GO): soluble NSF attachment protein activity; syntaxin binding
Source: RefSeq, a predicted model, not a curated record
CACAAAAGAAAUUGCGUUAGAGGAAAAAUCAAUAAUAAAAGUUCUUCAUUCGUUCGCGAAAGUGAACAAAUCGUUGUGAAAAUUGUGGAAAACUAACAAUUAUUGAGUGAAACUAGCAAUAAACUCGUCCAAAAGAUGGCUGAUAACGAACAGAAGGCACUGCAGCUGAUUGCCGAGGCCGAAAAGAAGCUGAACUCGUCGAAAGGUUUUUUCGGAUCACUAUUUGGUGGUGGUUCCAACAAGGUUGAAGAUGCCGUCGAAUGUUACCAACGGGCGGCCAACAUGUUUAAGAUGGCAAAGAAGUGGGCGCAGGCCGGAUCGGCCUUCUGCGAGGCGGCUAACUUGCAUUCCAAGGCUGGCAGCCGUCACGAUGCGGCUACCAACUAUGUCGAUGCGUCGAACUGCUACAAGAAGGUUGAUCCUAACGAAGCCGUUAGCUGCCUGUUGAAGGCGAUCGACAUCUACACCGACAUGGGUCGGUUCACGAUGGCUGCCAAGCACCAUCAGAGUAUCGCCGAAAUGUACGAAAACGAAGCUAACGAUUUGCAACGUGCCGUGCAGCACUACGAACAGGCGGCCGAUUACUUCAAGGGCGAGGAGUCAACCAGCUCGGCCAACAAGUGCAUGCUAAAGGUCGCCCAGUAUGCGGCCCAGCUCGAGGACUACGAGAAAGCCAUCCAGAUCUACGAGCAGGUGGCCGGUUCCUGUCUGGACAGCUCGCUGCUCAAGUACAGUGCCAAGGAGUACUUUUUCCGUGCUGCACUGUGCCACCUGAGCGUCGAUCUGCUGAACGCUCAGCAUGCGCUCGAGAAGUACGCCCAGCAGUAUCCGGCUUUCCAGGACUCGCGGGAGUACAAAUUGGUUAAGACUCUCUGCGAACAUCUGGAGGAGCAAAACGUGGAUGGUUUCACCGAAGCGGUAAAAGAUUACGACAGUAUCUCCCGGCUGGAUCAAUGGUACACUACCAUAUUGCUUAGAAUCAAGAAGCAGGCUAAUGAUAAUCCUGACCUGCGAUAAAUUCUAUUAUCAAGUAAGUAGUAGAUCACUCAACUCCAUCUUCUAUUAUAUCUGUAUCCCAACAAACAAACAAAUUACAUUCGUUUGGUUCGACAUGUUUGCUAUGGUUAAAAUCGCCAAACGAAUAUUGUUCGACGGAUGUGUGCGUGCUUUUAGUAAUCCCAACGGAAGCAGCAGCAAUAGCAGCAAAAAGGCGUCAGAUCGCAAUCUUUUUUAUUCUAGUUUGCGCUAUAUAAUCCAUGAAAAUAUUAUCACUUAUCUUUAGAUUAAGUACAGAAACUUUACAUGAUAAAAAAAAGUUCCGACAGGAAGAAAAAGCGAAACUCACGUUUGUUUUGUUAUUGCGGAACUAUCAUUCCGGUUGAGUUGAUAAAUUAAAACCAUAACGAAAAAUGUUACCGCUGAAAUAAUGUUCUGUUUGUUACGAAAUUUGUUUCUAAUAAAGAUGCUUCAAUAGAAAUACAUCGUGAAAAGGGGAAAUGCUACUGACACAACAAUUAAAAUCAAUUUUAUUCGUUUAGUUUUUACUAGUCAGAAUAUAUGAAGUAGCUAUUACAUGGAAGUAAAACUCUUAACCAAAUAUUCGCCGGGGAGUAAAAUCAAUAAACUGUUACGUUCGUAUUAUAGCGGAAAACUCCUUUUGAAAAUAAAAAAAAAUCACAGGAAAUUCAACCGAAGUUUACCUUAGGAUCAGAAAAAUUAAAUCGCUCUCAAAUGUGUUUGAAAUCAAGAAAACAAAAUAAGCUUCUAAGAUAGUUGAAAAAUCGUGUGACAUCGUAAAUCUCUCGUGCAGAAAAAAAUAUGAAAAAAUCUAUACUCUAAAUACACAGAACACACAAGCCCAAGCGUAUAUACAUAUUGAAUUAACAUAGAAAAUCGUCACAGCUAUUCGUUCAAAUUCAGAAUAGGAAAAAGAAAAACGCAAAAGAACCGAAAGAAAACCUACCCACAUAUUAUUGUAACGAAAAGAAAGAAACAUGAGCAGCGCAUUUAACGAUUUAUCGGAACUGGAGCGAGCGAGCUGUGCACAGUAAAGCAAAUUUACUCAAUCACAACAACACACAAUGGGACAUUUCGCCGUGUGGCCGGCCAACACAACGUGCGUGAGCACUGGUUUUUUUUUUCUUUCGAGCUGUCUCGAGCGAACGCCGGAAAGGAUCGAAACGAUAUACACAUAUACUUGUGCCCAUUUAUAGAGCGCUCUGUGGCGGAAGGCAUAAUACCUAGCUAAAGUAAAUUUGAAAAAGACAAAAAAAAACACAAAAUAAAAUUAAACAGCAAACACUAAAACAAAUUACAUGUUUCCGAAUUGCAAUAAAUAAAGACAACAAGGUACU